AUGGGUCCUCAACGGGAACAUCAACCAAAUUACAGGAGCUUCUCUCUCUUUCUCUGGAAUUGUUUGUUAUCCUAUUUUUCUUUCAAGAAUCUUGAUGAAAUAGAAAGCAACAUUGUCAGGUGUCCAGAUCCUGAAUACGCAGAGAAGAUGAUUGCUGCUGUUGAUGCCAUUCGAGUAAAAGGGGAUUCCAUCGGUGGAGUGGUCACAUGCAUUGUGAGGAAUGCCCCAUGUGGGCUUGGUUCGCCAGUAUUUGACAAACUUGAAGCCGAGUUUGCUAAAGCUCUCUUGUCACUCCCUGCGUCAAAGGGCUUUGAAGUUGGCAGUGUUGGCACUUUUUUGACUGGCCAGGUGGAACAUAAUGAUGAAAUUUUAACUUUGAACGAAACAUGGAAAGAUUAGGACAAGAAGAAUCGUUCUGGUGGAUACAGGUGUGGUGUCGGAAUUUCCAAUGGUGAAAUUAUAAAAAUGAGAGUCGCUUUCAAGCCAACAGCUACAAUAUCAAAGAAGCAAAAUACAGUGACAAGAGAUAGAAUGGAGAUAGAACUAAUUGCUUGCGGUCGCCAUGAUCCUUGUGUUGUCCCACGAGCGGUACCUAUGGUAGAAGCCAUGGUUGCUCUGGUUCUCGUGGACCAGUUGAUGGCACAUCAUGCACAGUGUGGUCUGUUUCCUAUCAACCCAAUGCUACAAGAGCCCUUGAACGAGGCAAGUAUCGAGCCAGACAACAUGGCCCUUUGAAAGGCAACUAUGUGGCUGUAAUACAUUGUUUCUUUCUAUAUUUAUAGCUUUCCUGAAGACUGUGAUCAAUUUUCCCCUAUGAGAAUGAUUGGAUUGCAAAUUUACAAGCUCAAGGCCAGCCUAUUAUUUUUUUAAAAUUCCCCUUUCUUUACUGCUUUAUUGUAAUUUCUGAAAUUGUAGGGUUUAGUAUUUGUGUUUUGCUAUUCUUGCAAUGUAAACAGAUAGUCACUAUUUAUUUAUAAAUAAACGUAGUCCAACUUUGCA
Jatropha curcas is the source of this 999-nucleotide messenger RNA. NCBI's taxonomy places the organism in Eukaryota, Viridiplantae, Streptophyta, Magnoliopsida, Malpighiales, Euphorbiaceae. The record is from RefSeq and is a predicted model, not a curated record.